This is a messenger RNA of Acaromyces ingoldii, 11754 nucleotides long. RefSeq lists its product as hypothetical. Bases 179 to 11686 code for a protein of 3835 amino acids. The record is from RefSeq and is a predicted model, not a curated record. Lineage: Eukaryota; Fungi; Basidiomycota; Exobasidiomycetes; Exobasidiales; Cryptobasidiaceae. The transcript is spliced from 4 exons.
GACGACGCAGGUGCAACGGGCAGCCGUCGACAGCGCAAUCACCCCUUUUCGUCAACCGUACACGGAAGCAUCUGCGUGGCGGGCCCUUACCACAAGUGACCACUCGAAUUGCUCCUCUCGAAAUGUGCACAUAGGUCGCUGCGACAGCAUUGACCACGACCUCGCACAGACAUCGACGAUGAGUUCCGCGCCGUAUACGGGUCCGCAGAACGCGGCCGAUGGCAGCGAGAGCGGCCAUCAGCUUGCACGCGGUGCCUCCGACAGUCGAACUUAUAUGUGGACGACGUUGCUGGCGCUUCUUCUAAUCUUUGUCUUCUUCCGAUCUGUCCUGCCCCGCAUCCCGCGCCUGUUCCUGCGAGGCCGUCUCCGGAUUCAGCGUGUGGGUCUGCGAGGCAUCCGGGGCAUCGAAUGGCGCUCCAGUGGGUUUCCAAAGAGGACAUCGUCGUCUCGAAAAGGCUCUGCAGCUCCGCAGUCGAGCGAAAAUGAAGACGAGUGCUCGAAGGGCACCAUGCUCGUCAGGGUGCAGCGAGUCUACCUCUCGUUCCAUGGCCGCAAGGCUCAGCAGCACAUCGGGGAUGAUGUCGAUGAAGGUGGCUCGCAGCAGGAAUCUCAUAUCAAAUGCAAGCCGACUACACGCAGCUGGAUUACCAUCAACAUUCACGGUGUGGGUGUCUCGAUGCCACGAAAGGAUCCCUCACACUCCAAGGCGCCAGUAGAGAGAAGUGCCUGCCAACAAGAGGAAGCCGAAAAAAAGCUUCAGCGAGAGGAGGAGAGCAGAAAGAAGCACGAAGAAGAAGAGGAAAAGAGGCUACAACUGCUCAUGGAGAGCCCACCUGGGUCGCCGCGCCUCACAGGAAUGGGAAUGGACGCGCCGAUGCCCUCAUUUGCAGCCGCGGCCAUGGCCAACGGCGACGCGGCCGCAGCGCCAGGCGCUUCGACAACUGGGCCUCGUGUGAUGCCAUUCAGGGUGGCUUUGGGCAUCUACCAUAUCAUGCGACACAACAUCCUGCCAGCGCUGCGCACCGCAGCCGUCGACGCUCUCCGGUCCUUCCUCUAUCUAGCUACCUCCAGCUUGCCCUUUUUGACAUCCAUCAUCGACAUCGAGGUCCGUCGCGUGGAGGUCUACGUCGAAGAGGCCGACUCCGUCGUGCGGAUCGCGAACGUGGGCGCUAGCCUUUUCAUGCUCCUGAAGCAAAAAGACUCACUGCGUCCCGACUUCGAUGCUGACACCAAGGACCAAGGCCAACAAGACAUGAGGGGUUUUGGAAAGCGGCUGUCUGAGGCUCUCUUUGCCAUGCCCACGCGCAUCCGAUCAGGAGCCGCAUCCUUUGUGCUCGAUGGCCUUCCGGCGGCCCGUGCCAGCCUGACACUACGCUUCCAAGGGAUCCAGGUCUUUGAUGCGCAGCAAGCACGGCACAUGUCGUCCCUCAGCAAUCUCGAUGAGGGCAAAACCCGGAUGACGGCCAGUCCCGCUAGCUCGCCUGGACUCUCUGGUGCGGUGAAAAAGCCAGUCGACUCGUCCAUCGCUGCCCUGGAUCUUGGACAAUCCAGGCACCGUCGCGGCUCGUCUUCCGGCGGCUACGAAGGGAGCUCCGCUAAAAGGUCUAGAAGCGCCUCCAGGGGGACGAAAGCACAGUUCGCCUCCUGGCAAUCCACAAGAGGAGCAGGAGGAAGCGCUUGGACGGAUCGGUGGGUCGAUUGGGCUUUGGAGCCGAUAGACCAGUCCAAAUACUCGAGCGACACGGGCUGGCGAAAGGAUGCGCCCGGCGCCAGAGUCGCUGAGUCGGCAAGGAUAUUGGCUAUGCCGGGCACCAGCACUGUCAGCGCAGCCCUCGUACUGGGGAGAACGGUGGGCGCAAAUGAGUGCCUUCACUUUGCUAUCGAGUUGGGCGAGGCCAUGGUGGGCGCGGACGCGCUGAUGCGAGUCUUGACGGCACUGGAAGAGCGCAAAGCCGUUAUCAAUGGCCUGAGACCUACUGCAAAAGCAGACGAGGAAGGGACGCGCUCCCAGCUCUCCAAGCACAUUAAGCAGCAGAAACCCUCUUCGGGCGCCAACCUCCUGCGCAUUCUGGGCUCCUUCUCCUUUACGAUGCCGGUGCUCUCGGUGAAGAUGAGCUCCAAGUCAUCCUUUACAUCCUUGACCAUCGAUGACGACAUGCACAAGGCCCAUUCGCACCUGGCCAGCUCUCUCCAGCUCACCACCGAUAUUCACGGCCUGCACUUUACCGUCAAGACGAGCGAUCCAGCGGAUGAACUUCAUCAGCGCUGGCUUGGCACCUGUGGGAUCAAGAAUUACCGGCCAUCCUAUAACAAGACCUUUACUCAGCGCUUCCGAUGGACGCCCUAUCGGCGCCACAUCUCCUACAUCGAGCACCGGAGAGCAUUCAAUGUUGAAGCAGAGAUGGCCAGCCUCGAGGCGCGGAUUGGCAUUGAUGGAGAGUCCCCCGCAGCGUACUCAGAACUGCUCUCAAUGGGCGACUUGGCCCUCCGGACAAGGUCAACAUGGACCCCUUUUGGGCUCUUGCCGUCGAGGGAUGAGACGGAGAUUACGGCGCCUCGGUAUUUCAUUGGCGAUCCAAACGAGCUCGCAGCUAUCGUCGAAAUCCGUUUGGGUCGCAUCUGUGGCCAUCUAAAGAGCGGACAUGCAGCCGCCUUGAUUGCUUUCUCUCAGUUCCAGACGGCUGAACGCAAAGCUCGUCGAGCCGAACUCGGACUCCACUCAGAGAAACCGAAGCGACCAAAGGGAUACUUGGAAAGCUUGCCAAGAUUCUCGUUGGGAGCGGAGCUCGACGAUCUCUCCUACGUCAUCGACGCAAGCGAGAUGGUUGCUGCACCCGCCGGUCAAGAUUCGGAGCUGAGCCUCAUUCUAGCCGUCCCGAAGAUCAACUUUGUCAGUCAUGCGUCGUAUCAAGACCAGUACGUCAAGAGAAGCGAGAUGGAGCGACGUGCGGCAUGGAAGGCGCUGGGCAAGGAUGAGCUUGAAUGGUCUCUCCCCAGUCCAAGGGGCGAUCGAGCGGCUGGAGGCGGGUCGACGGGAGGACUGACAGAUCCUCGCACGAUAUCAGGCGAGUUCGCGAAGUGGAUUCAGGCGAAGCAGAAAGAAGAGGAGGAAGAGGAGAAAGGCGGCCUCGAGCCGCCCCAGAGGAGCAUGACGAUGGAGGAGGCACUCAAAAAGAUGAGAGAGCUACAGCCGGAUAUGCCAACCUUGCCAUUGGAUACCCAACCUAGUGCACCUUUCUCUAUUGCCGGCAAUGAAACUGCCCAAGAUCAAAGGCGGCCAUCGAAGCCCAAGAGGUCGUGGUCGGCAUCAAAGGGCUCGAACUCAAGAGCUGUAUCUUCGUCGGCUUGUCCGUGGAACACCAAGCUGAACAUCGAGAGCUCAUGCACAUUUGAUGCGCUCGACCUCUUCUGGUCAAUGAACAGAAAGGAUGCGGCGAGGCGCGCCUCUGACGUCUUUGACGCUCCCUUUGCUGGACCAACAGCACCGGCGCCCGGCGCCAACAUCUUGCAAAGACACCUUCUUGUCCUCAACACCUUUGAGAUCUCGGUACACAAUGGCGUGCCGGGCUACCAAGAUCCGGUUGCAAAUGGCGUCGCUCUUGAUGCUAGCAAGCUUACCGCCGACACGAGAUGCAGCCUUGAGGAGCUCGAUUUUGACAUGUGGCAUCCCGAUGCUCUCCAUGCGGCCAAGAUGUUCAUCGACUACUUUACCGAAGCGUCAAGGAAAGUUGAUCCGCGACGCUUCACGAAGUCAUCGUCGGAGGAUGACCUACAGAGGCCUUCGGAGCUUGGGCCGGCCAUUGACGGCAACGAGGAGCAGUCGGCAGAGCCCGUAGCACUCCUCGACACGCUUCGACCCGAAGUGAGCUUCUACAUCUCCAUUGGAACCAUCGUCGCACACAUUGGCGGGGUGGACGAGCAGUGCGACCCCACCAUGUCGCGCGGUGUCGGCUUUGAAUGCAAGAGAAUCAUCAUCGAGUAUUCAAUGACCGUAAAGGGUGGUCUCCGACGAUACCCAAACGAUCAGUUGAACAACAGCUGGGGAGCGCGAAGCGCCCUGGAGCUACCGGAGGACAUACGUUCAGCGGCCAUUGCGCUGGCCGUAAGAGAAGGGAAGGCCGCCAUGGGCAAGCUCAGCUUGUAUGAAGUCGGCCUUUUUCCUCUCCUCGAUGCCGAUCAGGCCUCUGCACAACACCUGGACGGGACAGGCAAAGCUGGCGACCCGCUUGAGCACCAAAAGGCUCAGAUUCAAAGGACCGAAAUGAUGCAGUCGCCCUCAAUUCUUGCUCCCGCCGUUUGGGAGUUCCAAAAGACGCGGCCGGCCCAAUCAAAGUCGCAGCGCACCCACGAGAAGUUUCGGCAGCAGGACCGAACCAAGUUCAUCUUUUGGAUGCCCUUCUCUUCCACAAAGCUCUCCCUUCGGCCGCCUGGAUCAAGGAGCAGUAAGAUCGGCAAGCAUACUGAGGAGGUUACAAUCACCAACGAGUGUGCAAAGCUCCUCUCUUUCAAGAUCGAGCUCUUGCAUACGUACUGCCUUCUUGUCGCCAUGGCUACGGUCAAGAAGCUGAAAUCGAAUGCGAAGGCGCGAGAAGAGGGACAGGCGACAGCAGAUCAGAAAGAGGAUAAAGAGGCUGGCGAAAAUAGCAAAAAGACGGACAAAGAAGAAGGCGAGAGAAAGGGCAAGAAGAUUUCAAAGUACAGGCCAAUGUCUUACUUUGUCAGCUUCGACGUCAACGAGGUGCACGUCGCCGUCGCGCUUCCUAGUGACGUCAAUCUCUUCUUACGCCUGCGCCGUCUCAAUGCUUCCGCCUCAAAUCAGAACGAGCUCACCGUUGGCUUCGAGUCGCUUUUGAUGGCCGUCGAAAGUCCCGAAGUGCCAUCGAACGGCAUGUGGGAAGAGGCUGUGAGGAUGCGAGACUGGACUUUCCGCUUUCGAAAGCCAGACAAAGUUGGCCAGCGGCCCCACAUUAUGUUGAAUGGAGACGCAGCAGGCAUCCGUGUCCCUUUCGCCUACACAAUGCAUCCCAUCAUCGACAAUACUGUCGUGGCCGUUAAGGCAACGAAGCAACUUCUGCAUCAAUUUCUCAAAGGCGCCAACGACUCCAUCAUUACCCCUGUCGCCGAGGCGCCCAAGCACCUGCCGAGGAUCACCAUCCAAAUUCGUAUCCUGACAUUUGAGGCCUCCGACGAUCCUUUCGAGACGAGGCUUAACAUCAUUUGGCGUGCUGGCGGCGACGAGAACCAGGCACGAUUUGAGAGAGAAGCGGCAUUUGCCGAGAAAGCAGCCACGCUCGAUCCUCGGCCUAGCAACGACAGUAGUGACUCCCUGUCUUCUGGGUCAACGGCAACCACGUUUGAGACAAACAAUACGACCACUACUCCUAACAAGGAAUUGUCCGAGGCAGAAGCGACUCGCAGAGCCAAGGUAUCAAUCGAAGAGGCUCGAGCGCGCCUGGAUGCAUUCAAUGCAUCGAGCUGGAUUCGGCGCAACACCAAUGCCAAGACCGAGCAGGCUCGUCGAGAGGAUGUCCGGCGACGGCGCAUUUAUGGCCGGCUACCUGCGGCAGUUCGUAAUGUCACCGAAAUGCCCAUCAAGAUGGCUCAACCGUCAAAGGCAGCUCCGCUUUUCCGCUCCAGCAUGACCAAGAUCUGCAUCGACAUUUCGCCCCAUUCCCGUCCAGAUGACGAGAUCCCAGACUUUAUUCACGAGCAAGGACUGGGUGUGCCUCGAGACACAAAGUAUUCGCUCUUGGUUCCUCUGCACCUUUGCCUCAGGAUGGAUGAAUGGAGAAUCGACCUGCGAGACUACCCCAUGCCCCUCCUUCACUUCCCUCCCACAGCCCAUCACCAAUCGGAACACCUUCCUGCGUUAGAGCUUGUGGCCGACAUGUGCAUCGCCGAACAGCUAGGCGACUUCAAAGCCAUUCGACAUGUGCCUGCCAUUGUGGUGCCAGCGGCGACAGGCCGGAUCGAUGCCAUUGAGUACGGCAUCUCGGUGCCCAAAAUGGCAAUGCCGACCAAGUUCUUUGGCUCGCCUGUGAUCAAGGUUCAUUCAUCGUACCCUUCUCGCAUCGCUUGGGGCCAGUCGCUGCAGCCAGCCAUCCACGAUGUGGUCCGGGUCAUCGAAGGCAUCACAAGUCCGCCCCACGAUGGUUCGCCGCGUAUCGGCUUUUGGGACAAGAUCUCUCUCAUCUUUCAUGGACGGAUCCACUUCCAGUUCCCUGGCGACGGCGAACUGCACUUCUACCUCAAGGGCAGUAGAGACCCUUACCACAUCCUCGGCCAUGGGGCCGGAUGGGUCAAGUGCUGGCGCGGUGAUGUCGAGAUUCGCAUCAAUUUCGAAAACGAAGAAGGCGAGGUGGUGCAGAUCAUCAGCUCCGAGUACCUACUCGCCAUUCCAGACCUCAAGGACUACAUUGACCGGGCAGCGACUGGUAUUGCACAGGAACAUCGGAACGCACAGGACGAGAACGAGAGCAAGAAGUCGCUUGUGUCCGAUCAGAAGCGGUACAUGAAGGAGCCCGAGUUCCGCAAGAUCUGUCUCAAGCUCACCAAUGGCGUUCGGUGGGGCUCUGCUGUGCAUCUGGAGAGGACCUGCACGGACGAGACCUGCAAGCGCACGCCAAGAUGCAAAGGUGCCCCGUUCUAUCGAGAAUGUCGGUUCUUUGAUCGCAAACCACACUGGGAAGUGCAUCAGAGGUCGAAGGAAUACAUGGACACGCUACCGGAAGAUAAAAAAGGCGACUCGUUCCUCGGCUGGCGAACAGAACACAUCCACUUCUCCAUCUCCAUCUAUUCGCCAAAAAACAAUAUUCGACCUCACUCAAAGGAGGAACCCGAAACGAAGGACAGUUCCGAUUCUGUCAAUAAUCUCUACUUUACACCGCUGGCCUGGGAGCACUUCUGGGCAUGGAUGCGCCUUUUCAACAGUGCACUCAGUCUGCCAAUCAGACAGGGGAAGCUCUUCCCUGGCUCUCUCGCCCAAUCGCCGAAAUUUGGUCGUCAUCUUGCCACGAUUAAGUACCGCUUCGACAUAUCGCCUCUCUUCAUCUCCCAUCUUUACCCGCAGCAGGACAAGUCGGAUUGGGCAAACGGCAUGACGUCGCUGCUUGGCAUCAAGACAAGGACAAGUGUUUUCCACUUUGAUCUCCACCAACGUCAGCAGGAGACGGUCAGAGAGCGACCGGAGCUGGGCGAGUCUAGAAAGGUGUUUCACAAACCCUUUUACGAGGCGGAGAUCGAUCUCGGUGAGAUUGAUUUCAGAACACUGGCUGGCCAGUUCAGAGAGCCCGAGAAGCAACUGUUUCCCCACGACGAGGGAGAUGCAGGCGACGAGACGCAGGAUAUCUUUGCUGGCGAAUGCGAGAUCAAUGAACGUGACGCAGAGUGGAUCGACCUCAACGACUUUGUCGAGCUUGAUUGGAGGCCGCCACAGAAUCGUCCGCCUAGGAUCAAGCUAAUCCAAGCCCUGACAUGUCCCCGCUUCAACUACUACCGGCGCAUCGAAUCGAAGCGCGAGAGAAGCGCACGCACCACCAGCCAUUCGGAAGACGUUGAGGAGAUCGCCAAAAAGGGGUCUCAGACGGGUGGUGCGUCAGGCGAAGAAGGUCACGACGAGGCACUGUCGAGACUCGAGCAAACCAAGUUCGGAAGUGAACCCACUCACACCUGCCUUGUGGGCAAAGCGCCUAGGGCUCAUAUGAUCCAGCGUGAACUUGCUUGCUCGAGACUCAACUUCUUGAAGGAGGAGCUGUCGAAGCUGGAAAGCACCGACGGAGAGCCAGUCAGCAUGGACUAUACGGGCGUGGAAGCGUACAACACCGAACAGGCUGCCGCUACCGAGGGCAUGGAAGCGCGUAUCAAGGAUCUUCGAAAGAAAGUCAAGCUAAUUGCCGAAUACAUUCAGAUGGUGUCUAGGCUCGAUAAGCUAGAGCAGAGGGACGGGACUUCCGACACGGUGGGCAAGCCCAGCUCUGGCGCUCUACCCGAUUCUGUACCACAGGGUGGGCAAGUCAUGGACGCCGACGUGGAGCCGCGGCUUGCGCAGAUGUACCAAGCAUGGGAGUCGUUUGAUAAUCGUUUCUUUGCCCACAACCCGGCCAUCUUCUACAGCAACUCGACGAGAGACAUUCUUCUCAAAUACUAUCUCAGCUCGAGAAGGAGGAGAGGGGUUGUUCACCAUCUCACGGCAAAAGCUGUCAGGUAUAUUAGGGAGCUAUCCAAGUCCGACGAUGGCGAGGACGAAAAGGACGAUUCGGACAAGAGCGGCGGUGAGAAAAAGCAGGACGCUUCAACGGAUGAAAAGUCAAAGGGUCGCCGUCCUGCAAGUCGCCGCCGCAAGAGCAGCAAGAGGCACGCUAGACACGAUAGCAGCGGUUCUCCUGCUCCAACGGCGGCCAAUGGCGAUCCCUCGCGGGACAGCAACGGGUCUGACCUGCUUCGUGGUCUGCUCAACGAUACGAUGCAGUACAUCAUGGAUGAGCCAGAGGAGAUCAACGGGCAGCAGGAUCGUUCCAAGGUCAUUGACGAGAACGUCGACCCGACCUUGGGCAUUUCCGAGGCUUUCGAUGUUCGCAAAAGCAACGUAUGCGUAUUCCUCAAACCCCAAAUCGUUCUGCGCAGUCUGGUCAACGAUCGGUCUACAGUUGUCCUCACGGCCAUCCGCACCCGUCUGCACAACUAUGCAGUCAAGGAUCCCGAGGUCGAGGAAGAUUCGGUCAAUGAGAGAGCCCUCUAUCGAAAUUAUUUGGCUCUCGAUGGGCUCCAGGCAUUUAGUCCGAGCAAGCACUGCUCCUUUCUCGACCGAGCUAGGCAGCGCUACGGCUUUCUGCACGUUCCCUUGGAGACGCUCAUUGAUCUCAAAUACGAGACGAAGGACUUCGAUCGCAUCGCACCGAGAACCGAUGCAACGUUGCACUAUGACAAGUUCAACAAGCUACGCCUUCACGACCCCAGCCGGCCCGUGGCGGCUGACUUGGAAACGCAAGAUCCCGCUAUCGACCACCUUCGGCAUCAUAUGGAUUUGAUCCGGGUCCGCUGCCCUCGCUACUCCGUCUUAGCCAAUUCUGAGCACUUUGCUUCGAUCUACAACGUCGUCACGGACCUACUCUUGUACCGUGAUCCGGCUUACCGCGAACACGCGAAGCGCCUCGAGACGAUGAUGCUGAGUUACGAUAUGACCGAUCAUGCGGUGCUGGCAGAGGUUGUAUUGGCGCUGCAGGUGCGCAUCCGGCAUGCCCGGGAGCUUCACUUGCAGUACCAACUGCACUUUGACCACCUCAACGAACAAGGGCGCAUGGACUUUCUCAGUCUGAAAGCCGAGCUAAAAGACAUGAUCGACGAGCUGACGCUCAUCAUGGAAGGCAUCACGGCAGCCGACGACAACAACUCGGGAUCGGACAAGGAGAAGAAGUCGGCCUUGAGAAUUGAGGCGCAAGCUCAGGACAUUGCAUGGAACAUGAUGGGCGAUAAAGAGGGCGAGCUGCUCGCCAAGCUUUCGAUCAAGGGCGCCAGCUUCACGUGGCUCAACAAAGCUGACAACUCGGCCGCGAAUACGCUUUCGAUUGCCGACCUGAACGCCGUAAAUGUGCACCCUGACGCCGUCUUCACGGAGAUCAUCACAAAGUACAACAACGUCGAUCAUCCCAUGGCCAAGGAGGGAAGGCUGCUUGACGCCAUGUGGUCUGUUCUGGCUCCUGUCGGCGGAAUCGCCAUCAUCGACCACUUCGAGCUGAGCUUGCAUCCUCUUCGAAUCCAGCUUGAGAUGAAAGUGGGUCGGAGAAUCGAAGACUACAUCUUCGGUUCCAAACGCGAGCGGGAGAGAAAAGAGCGGGAAAAGCGGGCACUCGAGGAGGAAGAAGCACAAGAGCGCGCUGCAGCGGAGAAGGGCGUCACUCGGCAGAGAAAGAGGUCUGCUUUCGUCCGAUUCUUCUCGAAAGGCAAUGGCAACGCUAAGGUCAACGGCACGAAUGGCAAGGAAGGAGAUGAAGACCGAGGCGACGCUGGCGGGAACGACAGACCCCCCUCCUCACACAAUCUGUUGCCUAAGAAAUCCUCGCCCAAGAAGACCCAAUCUGAUGCAGGUCUCUUAGAUCAACGGAGGACCAGCAAUGGCGGCGUCAGCGUCGCGAGCAGCGGUAGCAACAAUAAUGGUGGCAAAAAGUCGUUGACGUUGAGCCCAGCAGAUCGCAGGACGGAGGCGCUGCGCUCAUCGAGCAAGAGCUUGACGUCCAUGACCUCACAGGACCAACUCAGGAACAACAGUGGCGAGUCGGACGAGUCUGAUGCAGAGGAGACGGGACAACAUGUCAUUGCAGCCCGAAAUGCUUCGGAGAUGCGCCAGCGGGCUUCGCAGAACAGCACAAUGGUGUACUUCAAGCUCAGCGAGACGAUUCUGUGCCUGUCAUACAAGGGCGAGAAGCAAAAGAGCAUAACAGACCUCUACGACUUGGUCUUCAGGGCUCCACGGCUCGAAUACCGCAACAGGACCUGGGCAAAUGCCGACUUGAUGGCCCACAUCAAGCGCGAUAUCGUCAGGUCGGCCUGGAGCCAGAAGUCUACGCUAAUCAAGGGCGUCAUUCACCAUCGCAAACCGCGCCGAAAUCUUGUGACCAGCAACCUUCGUGCUAUAUCAUCUUCUGCUGCAGUACAGGCCAACGAGGUCGCUUCGAAUGUACUCACAACGGCUGCGUCUCAAACACCUUCAGGCGUCAAUGAAAUCGUAAGCGCUGCAGCGGCUGCAACAACAUCGACGACAGCUGCUGCUGUGGCAGCACUGACCUCUUCUCAGAGCGCGUCAGGCACGGAGCAGGGUCGCUCCAACAGCCAGCCAUCUUCGUCGCUGCAGGCACCUCCCUCGUUCAACAUCGAGCCUCCGACGCCCGAUGAGAGUGGACAGCUUCUUCAGCGCAACGACGACGAAAGGGAGAAUGAGCACCACCUUCAAGACGAAAUUGAAGAGGAGGAAGAUUCGGACAUUGACGAGGAGGAAGAAGACAUGAGACACCAUCGAGACGAGGACCUCCUACCCUAUAGUGCCUCGUCUUCUUCUUUAGCCGCUCGAGAUGAGGACGACCAGCUAGAUCAACAAGAGACCAACAGCAGCAACCCUUACAAAAUCGGACGGUUCUUGACGAGCACAACCAAGCGGCUUAGACCGCGCGUCGGAUCACAAGGGCCUCUGGGUAGCGGAGAAGAAGGAGGAAAUGCCGUGGUGGCUGAUGACUCGAUUGGGUCCGGUGACGAUCGAGACACUCGCAGGAGCGCUUCGCAACCACGCGGGGGAAAGAUCAAAACACUCCUUGGCGCCACUGCGCUACAUGAUGUCAGCUCAGCACCGACACCAUCUACAAGCCACGACACGGACUUCGUCUCUCCGUCCGCCUCUUCUGCGCAACAAGCAACGAUACAAACUUCUGCCUCGUCCGAAGACGCAGAGGUGUCCUCCGCUCCAUCUUCACCAUCGGUCCUCGAAUUGGGAAGACGCAAAUUCUUGAAGAUGUCGGGUAGCAAGCAUCCGCAACUUGACGAUUCCCUGGCUCAGCCACCGUCUCCACGUAGGAACCCUUCGCCCACGAAAACCGCGGCAGCGAACGGAAGUCCAAGCGGCAGUGGUGGCGGAAACAAACUCUUGAGUGCUUUUGAACCUUUACGGCCGUCUGGCUCGGCUCCUCCUUCUUCUCAAUAAUUUCACCAACGAUAUACUGUAGAUGCUCUGUGUAAACUAUACGUGAUAUGAAUUCGAAUGUAGUCGCG